CUCAGGAGCCGGAGCGAUGUCUGAGUUCGAGUGGGCUCAGUCUGUGUUGGAUGCUGAUGAGCGUCCCAGCUUGGGCAACAUUGCAAAAGCACUCCAGAUUCUCGCCGAUUCCAGUGCCAACCCUGUCUUGAGACCGCGCAUGCAAGAUGUUUCAUUUCAGCAGUUGCUUUCGUUGUUUUCUGGUCUUGCUGUGAGCAGCGAGCAAGAUUCUUCCGACCCAACGCUAUGGAGAAACCUGCUUCGUUGCAUCGGCAACAUGAUCGCCGACAAUGGUAAGAGGAGGAUACAUGAGUAUAGAGGAAAAGAUGCUGAUUGGUCUGUUCUUACUUUAAAGNACACUCGUAGAUCUGAGAUAAUUGCGGAUCCAUCAUAUUUAAAGACGCUGAACUCAUUCUUGACAUCCACUUCGACAUCUGCUGAAGCCACAAUGUUGGCAGACACCACGAUCAAAGUCCUGUUCAAUCUGUGCACUGAUUACAAGUGUUUCCUGCAAGAUAUCCAUCAAUCUUUGGUCUACUGUCUCGACACGCGACUUUCUACUGAGGACGUUGUCUGGAGUCUGGCUUUGGAUCUAACGUGUAUGAUCGUGGAACACAAGCAAAAACUAAAACCAUCAGCCGACUACUCAGACUUUGAAGUAAACGCACCGCGGUUGCUGAGACUGCCUCUUGCGGAGGUCGAUGCAACAGCUUUCCUCGAUGCCUUGACGCUAGUCGCCGCUCAUCUUCUGGACAAGAACUUUGUUUCUGCUCUCGUGGAGCACAAGCAAAUCGAACAUGUCUGGAAACUGCUCAAACGUACCGAACACAGAAUGCUCAGCGACCGCGAAGCAGAAGACGAAGAAGACUAUGACGAAAAGCAAUAUCUGCAGUUCCAGCUCGUACUAUCACAGGGGCUGGCAGACAUGACCGCCUUACCUCUUUACAAUGAAAAGUACAACACGAACGACACUUUCUUACAAUCGCUGUACUCGCAAACCAUCCCCACAUCGACAGAUCCUACCUCACGAUCACCUGUCGCACCAGCAGCCUGCCUGAUUCUGGGAAACCUCAUCAUCUCCGACGACGCGGCCAUCUCACUAGCCCCUCAUGUACCCAUCAAGGACAUUUUCGGCGAGCUUGGACGGUCCAACGACUCUGCUUUCCUCAAUGCGGCUUCAGGGCUACUGCGCCAUCUUGCAACACCAAUGCAAAACCGCGAACGCUACUUUGCAGACACCGAAUACUUACAAGCAACCAGACAUCUCUACACCGAUAUCUCACUGGAGCAAGUCCAGAUGGGUGGUCUUGCGCUCACACGUCAAAUGCUCGCAAACAUGAAAUCGAGAUUAGUAGCGGUACUAUCCGACACAGACAGUGACUUCCUCGCUACAAUACUGAACACCUACCAAAAGACAACUUCCACAUCUGUCAAAUUAGAGUUAUCUAGACUUGCCGUCAGUCUCUUCCGCACUUUGCAAGCAUCUUCGGCCACAGUGUCAGAAAUAGAGAGUGGUGAGGAAGAAGCCACAAAGGCGUUGUUCGACACACCAGUCAAUACAUCCUCCAUCCUCGAUCCACUCAUCUUCAGCAUCAAGCAUGCAGCUGAACCUGGUAUCAUCGCUAUCCAAGCGGAAGCGUGGCUCGGUCUGAACCUUGCUGCUCGUCUUCCUCAUGGUGCAAGCAAGGUCGGCAAUGCUUUCUCUGAGGAUGAGGACUUGUUUAUACUGUUCAACUCACGAUUGGGUGGACAGGUCUUGCAGGUCACGGAUGGUGAAGAGACUAAGGACUCACGUCCGGAGUGGCUGAAGGGAAAAGAGAGGGAUAAUGCUGUUCUGCUCGCUGCCGAGUUGAUAAAGGCUGAAGAUGUGGAUGAAAGCAUCAAGGAGAAGUUUAGGGCUGCAUUGCGUGAGAGGGAGAUUCGCUUGGGA
Aureobasidium uvarum is the source of this 1909-nucleotide messenger RNA. The record is from the annotation of a GenBank genome assembly. Lineage: Eukaryota; Fungi; Ascomycota; Dothideomycetes; Dothideales; Saccotheciaceae.